CAAAUAUUUCGUACGCUGAUCCAAGUCCUUCCCGACACAUAGAAAAUGGGCAGAGUCAUUAGGACGUAUAGCAUACAUUUCGUCCACGUGGUUGAAGGUGUGACCCCGCGACCCUGCUUUUACGAGUUAUGCACGUGUUUUGCUUUAAUCAUUUCGCUGCUUGCUCCGCUGGUGAAUGCCGAUUGUUUUGUAAUAGAAAUAAUGGAGAAUGGAAAAGACUCUACCAAAAAGAAAAAGAAGGCGAAGAAUGUUAAUGUUGCGGAAGCUCAACGAAGUGGAGAUUUUUUGAUUGAACCUGAAGAUAAACCACCACCAAAGCUUAACACAUCAGAUUGGCCACUUUUAUUAAAAAAUCACAAUCAACUGAAUAUCCGAACAAAUCAUUACACUCCGCUUCCUUUUGGUUGUUCACCUUUAAAACGAAAUAUUCAUGAAUAUGUGAGAACUGGAUUUAUAAAUCUCGAUAAACCGGCCAACCCAUCCUCACAUGAAGUUGUUGCUUGGUUGAGAAGAAUCCUGAAGGUAGAGAAGACGGGGCAUAGUGGAACACUUGAUCCAAAAGUAACUGGAUGUCUCAUUGUGUGUGUGGAACGAGCAACACGACUCGUCAAAUCUCAGCAGUCUGCUGGUAAAGAAUAUGUCUGCAUUGUAAGAUUACAUGGUGUUAUUGAAAAUCAGCUUAAGCUGGCAAGGGCAAUUGAAACCCUUACAGGAGCUUUGUUUCAACGACCACCUUUAAUAUCUGCUGUCAAACGACAACUUCGUGUGAGAACAAUCUAUCAGAGCAAACUAUUAGAGUAUGAUAUGGACAAAAGACUUGGCGUUUUCUGGGUAAGUUGUGAAGCCGGCACUUACAUUCGAACUCUGUGUGUUCAUCUUGGUUUAUUGCUCGGAGUUGGAGGUCAGAUGCAAGAGUUACGAAGAGUUCGAUCAGGAAUUAUGUCAGAAAAUGAUGAUCUUGUCACGAUGCAUGAUGUGCUGGAUGCUCAAUAUCAGCUUGAUCAUCAUAAAGAUGAAACUCAUCUUCGAAGGGUUAUCAGUCCAUUAGAAAAGUUGCUUGUUUCACAUAAAAGAAUUAUUUUAAAAGACAGUGCUGUAAAUGCAAUUUGUUAUGGUGCAAAGAUAUUGUUACCUGGCGUUUUGAGGUAUGAAGAUGGAAUUGAAGUAAACCAGGAAAUUGUGAUAAUCACAACAAAAGGAGAAGCAAUUUGUCUUGCAAUUGCACUUAUGACCACUGCCGUGAUAUCAACCUGCGAUCACGGGAUUGUUGCCAAAAUCAAACGCGUCAUCAUGGAACGGGACACUUACCCCAGAAAAUGGGGUUUAGGGCCUAAGGCAUCUUUAAAGAAGAGCAUGAUCAAAAAAGGUUUGCUGGGAAAAUAUGGAAAACCAAACGAAAAAACACCAAAAGAUUAUUUAGAAGGCAACCCUGAUUUUAGCUUAACAGAUGUUGGUACAAUCGUUAAAACACCAGAAGCUGCUGAAGACAUUUCCACCGCAGGAGUUAAGAGAAAACGCAAUUCCAGUGACAGUUCUUCUGAAUCCGCACCUCAAGCUAAAAUUGAAGUAAUUGAAACCCCAGUUACUGUAAAAAAGACUAAAGAUGGUAAAGAAAAAAAGAAAGAUAAAAAAGAAAAGAAGGAAAAAAAGAAAGCGAAGAAAUCUAAAGGAGAUGAAUCCCUUGAUGCAUCUGUUUUAGAUAAAACUGCUGAAACAACAGAUGGUGAACUUAAGUCUCCGGAGAAGAAGAAGAAAAAGAAAGAUAAAUCUGAAAAGGAUAAAAAGAAGAAAAAAACUAGUGAAUGAAAUAAUGGACAUCUUUGCUGAUCACUGCCAAAUUAUUUUAUAUUUUUUUUUAUUUCCUUGAAUGAUUGUGUCCACUUUGUUAUUUCUGCAUUUCUAGUGUUUUAAGCUGCCGUUUUUAUUUGCGACACGUUUAAAAUACAGUGUGCCAAGGUGCGAAUAUUAAAUAAUGGAAAUGAAGAGCU
This is a messenger RNA of Ciona intestinalis (vase tunicate), 1988 nucleotides long. The record is from RefSeq and is a predicted model, not a curated record. NCBI's taxonomy places the organism in Eukaryota, Metazoa, Chordata, Ascidiacea, Phlebobranchia, Cionidae.